Armigeres subalbatus is the source of this 1320-nucleotide messenger RNA. Its product is annotated as serine protease 1-like. Gene Ontology annotation, molecular function: serine-type endopeptidase activity. Gene Ontology annotation, biological process: proteolysis. Lineage: Eukaryota; Metazoa; Arthropoda; Insecta; Diptera; Culicidae. The transcript is spliced from 2 exons. The record is from RefSeq and is a predicted model, not a curated record. The coding region runs from base 412 to 1236 and encodes 274 amino acids.
UGACGAACGGAUCGAAGGGGUCGUACUCAUCGUCGUGAAGCCGGUAGCCAUUCGACAAAGAAAAUCCUAGGGGAAAGAAAGCGAUUAUCGAAUGUUUGUACUGAACGUGAACCCAACUUACCUAGGAACAGAGCUAUAAUCGUGAACUUCAUCGCUAUGAACUGUAAAGCGUACUGUAUGCAGUAAUUUAUAUAAACAGGAAACAAAAACUUGUUUUAUCUAGAAUUGAUUACAGGGGGGCAAUAAUUUCGGGGAUUUUGACCAGAUUUCCUGGUAAUUAUUGCAUGAAUUAGUCAAUUAUAAGAUAAUAGAGUGAUAAGAUAAGCUAUUUGGAAUCGGAAGCAUAAUUGCACCGCCCAACAAGCAAUAAAUACAGUUUCCGAUUGAUUCUCAUGUUGAUUGGUUAGUAAAAUGAAACAGCUGCUUGUGUUAUUCGCAGUACUCGCUGUUGCCUUUGCCGAAAAAGAUGCAUCAGCUCGUAUAACCGGAGGAACCAACACUGCACCGGGACAAUUUCCUUCGGCUGUCAGUAUCGAUUCUCCUUACAACCUGCACUGCGGGGGAACCAUAAUCAAUCGUCAACAUGUAUUGACGGCGGCCUGGUGCGUCAUGCAUCCAACCACAUUUACUCUCAUCAAUCCGGUGUGGUUGCGCGUCAUCGCCGGCGAUGUCAACCUGGUGUCGCGAACUAUUCGGCGAGAAGUACGCAAUGUGACGCAUCUCUUCGUGCAUCCAAAUUACAACCGAGUGACCAGCAACAACGAUCUGGCUGUGAUCCGUGUCGACAGCUCCUAUCCGGAAUUCCACAAUACAAUCGAGCCGGCCUUAAUCAGUGCAGUGAUUUUUCCCGAUAACACUGAUUGCCUCUACGCUGGAUGGGGAGCCGAUUCCAUCACUGUCGGCGCUCCACUGAACCCCAUUCAACGGAUGAUUCCGGCGCCAAUUGUCCCCAUCACUCAGUGCAAUGCAGCCAAUAUGCACGCGAAUCGUGUGCUUUCCACGAUGUUCUGUGCCGGGUUCGUCCACGCUAUCGCCAGCACUGUUUGUCAGGGUAACAUCGGAGGUGGACUUUACUGCAAUGGUCAACUGGCGGGGGUACUGACGUUUGGACUUUCUUGUGGAGCCGCCAACAACCCCGGAGUCUACAUGGAUAUUCGGCAGUACCGUUCAUGGAUUGAAAGCCAAUUUGCGCGAACGGAUAAUCCUGCCCCAGGAUGGGCCCCAAAUCCAUUGUAAAGAAAAGUUAUGACUUGUCAUAUGUACGAAGUUUCCUAGAUUUUAAAUAAAAUAACGCUCUUCGGUAAGAAAGCCGCCUUUCAA